GCAUACAAGUUGCUAUGCAAAGUUGAUUACAAAUGGCGGCCCCCUUGUAACUUUUCAUUUUUAAAAUUUAUUUGAUUUAUUUAUUUCCUGAAGAGCCGCCUACGCUUUAUUAUUUCACAAACAACAUAAUGCCUGAACAUGAAGAUGAUGGAAAAUUUAAACCUCGAAAUAAGAAGAAAAUUGAAGAAAGGGAUUUAAGAAAGAUGGCACCUCAGCUUAGGAGCAAAUACCUUGCGUAUGAAGAACCACCAAAAGAUGUAGCUGAGCAACAAGCCAAUGCUGCCAAACGCCUCAAAGAGAAGAAAAAGAAAUAUCAAUUGGAUAAUGCUCCACCCUCAGAUGAAGAAAUGCAAGAGAAAGAUAAACAUGAAAAACUUAUUGGACAACUAAAGGCAGCUGAGGCCAGAAAUAGAUUAAGAAUUAUGAGACUAAGAUACCAGUCUAGUAGGGCUCAAGAAAUCAGUCACUUGAUAGCAUGUCAACCGACGGCCCUAAAAGCAGUAAGAUUGCAGGCACUCGUUCCUUCGUACCCAGACACUAAAGACAAGGGAGAUGCUUUAGAUAAGCUUGAUCGAGAAAGAGUUGAAAACCUGUUGGAGGAUGCACAGGGUCUAUUAGUGAACAGAAUUAAUUGACUGUGUCUGAAACUUCCUCUGCCAUCACCAUUUUCAUCAUUGAUAUUUGUGGACUGGUUCACAGAUUUAUGUUUUUUCAUGGUCACCAUUUUUUUGUUUGUUUGUCGUGGUUGUGUAAAUAUUAAAUUGAAUAUCAGAUCAAACAAACAUGUUAACACAAUUCUUUAAGGGACUUGUUGGAAUGUUAAAAACAGCACAACCCAUCCAGAGAGACACCCCUUGGAAAAUCAAGUUGUUCGUAUACAGAAGCCUCUACACUGGAAAGGUAAAUUUACAGAGAAACUUGUAAAGUAGGAAAGUAACAACUGAAUGGAGAUAAAAGCUCUUCACAGGUGGCAUUUUCAAAAGUUAUGCUGUAUGUGGGAUGUACUAAAGAUUGGCUAAUUUUGAAUUGACUUUAUCAAGUGAUUUCAUAUAUAUUAAUAUAAUUGCGUUUUAGGACAUGAUGUAAGUUGAUAUUCAUGAAGUUUUUGAAUUCCUGAGUGGCAUUCACAGAUAUUAGUGAGAAUAAUACCAUUGAUCGUGAAUACAGGCUGUACUGUCUGCAGUUUACUUCAUAAAUACAGGACUAUUGAUCUUCUGCGUUAGAGCUGGCACAUCUGCUCUAGAAUACUCUCUUUGAUGGUUCUUUGUUUAUCACAAUUUUUUUUAUUUUCAAAAUGUUUUUUUUUUUUUUUGCAAGACAUAUUAGGAAUAAAUUUAGCAAUGACAAAAUUUUUUAGUGUAUGAAAUAAUUACAACUUUUAUUCUUGGGUUUAUUUUCAUUUUUAAACAGGACAUAGAUUGAGAUUUGACAAGAAGGAAUUAAAAAAGAAAAUUUAAGUAAAUUUUAUAUACUGUGAAGUCAUUCAAUUUAAUGGAUAUUAAAUUUUGUGGUUUUGCCCAGAACGACUAUUUUGUUGGGAUAUGAGUUUAUGGAUCUUUACUUAUCAAAAUAAAAGAACUUUGGUCGUUCUUUUGGAUUUAAUUUCUUAGAUUGGUGCACCUACGAAUCCACAAAAAUUAGUCCCUUAUGAAUAUGGAUUUUACAGUACUAUUAACACUACCCUUGGAGGAAUGAGUGGGGGAUGGGGAGCCAGAAGUGGUUAUUACUUGCAGGUUGGUAUAUAGUGAAAGGUUGGAGUCACAAAUGUGGCCUCUGUUCACAGAUAAUCUCUAGUUUGGCUUGAUUGUAGAUAAAUGGUACCCAUAUGUACUGUCUCUUAUGUAAAUAUAGAUAUAGUUCUGUGAUACUUUUUUAUUUAAUUUAAAAAAAUAAAUCAUUGUUUUAUUAAAUUCAUUGUUUUGAAAACAUUUUUUUUUUCAUUUUAUAUGAAGUUUUCAGAAAAACUAAUUACAGUGAAACACUGUUCAUUCGAGCAUCAAUGGCUCAAGUACUAGGCUUAAGUCGAGCAGUUCAUGUGAUGCAGUAACCCGGUUCCUGUUAUCUUCUAUUGUUGGAUUACUCGAAACCCUGGAGAACUUGAGCAUUUUGUCAACUGAGUGAUCUGUAUUUUAUGCUAUAUUAUUAUGUUUCUUUAUGUAUAUGUUGGGCAUGUGCAACAGGCAGGCCCCUGUGCAGUGUUUUCUAAGUUGUUUGAUUCUUCAGGUUCUAAACAGUGUACUACUUACGUUGUAUACUUACUGUUUGAUUCUCUUCCAUGUGACACCUUUAACCUGCUAAAUUUCUCAAAUGGACUGUUCCAUCAUUCAAUUUGGACAGUACCAUUUAUCAUUUGAAGGGUGUUCAAUGCAAAUUUACUGACUGAAUAGCGAACAGUGCAGACCAUGAUCAGACUGCACAAAUGUGUAGGCUGAUCUUGGUCUGCACUGGUCGCAAAGGCAGAAUCACUUGCCACCAACAGGCUAAAGGUUAAAAAAAGCAAGAACAAAAUAGUGGCUUAUUCAAAGUACAGUUUUAGUACUGCCUGAUAGACAUGCUAUUGACAGCAUGUUUAGGGUAGUUUUGUAAAGUUUGAAAACAUACACACAUUUCAUGUCUAAUGACAUCAUUUAUUUGGAUAACUAAUCAGCACAUUACCCCAGAUUCUUUUAGGUGAAUUUUUUUAAGUAUGUACCUAGUAUAUAUAAAUGAAAAAUCAACUUUAAAUGAAGUUUGCAUUGCAGAAAAAAAAUUGAUCUGAACAUGCAGAGCUACCUUGAAGUAGUUGACUGGUUAUAAUGACCCCUCAGCAAUUCCUGUGCUAAUGCUUAUUCUUGUCUGUUAUUUCAGCAUUCUUUGGAUGUAAAUUUAGCUCAUUUGAGCAAUGAUCCAUGUAACAACCGUAGAGUACUGAAAUAUGUGUGACAUACAGUGAAAACGUAAUAGAACAGAAAUCACUGAUUGUCAGUUCAGGUCCGCUACCUUGAAGCUUGCUUUAUGACAGUAGAAAACAAUGGACAAUAAUAUUUUCUAUACUGAAGUGAUCAAACAUUCUUGUGGUUUGUUGUACUUUGUAUCAUCAUUUUGUUGUUAGCCGAGCACAUGUGAUAUAUGUUUUGUGGUUCACCACUGCCAUUUUGUUUCAACUGUGACCCUUUUUAAAGCAUGUAUUUUAUACACAUACCUUUAAUUCUUGUAUAUAUAUAUAUUUGUAUUUUGGUAAUGUUACACUUAAAACCUGCUGGUUAUCCGUCUUGUGAAAAUGAUUCAUUUUUUUGUGAUUUGUCCUUAAAUUGACAGAAUAAUAUGUGAAUAAAGUCAGCUUUCUGUUAUAGCUGUCCUCGAUACUUUCCAAGAGAGGAUUGUUUUGUAUGAAUACUGCAUUUAUAUUUUUUUCACGAGUAAGGAAAUAGAUAUUGAUAGAGGAUUUUUCUUUGUUUCAGUGAAAAAUUGAAAAAUCUUUCACCGAGUAAACACCAGAUGUAAUUUAUCGAGUGAAAAACGUAAGGUCUUGAUGUUAAUUAGUGUCAGAUAUUUUGAUCCAGCAUGUAGAAAAUACAUACGUUCUUUUUACUUCAUGGUUUAACAAAAUUUUAUCCAUUAUGAAAUUUCAUUCCAGUAAACGACAUUUCACAGUGAAAUUAUCAGGUAUAUUUUACUGCUACAUUUCAGUAAUUCACUGAAAAAAAAUAUUGGUGUAACGGAUAUAAUGUUUUAGUAUCUGGAGACUAGUUUAGAUUUUGUAAAAUCCAUUACUUCUUGAAUUUUGUUUUAAUAAAUAUGUUGUAACUUGAA
Molecule: messenger RNA, 3792 nt
Organism: Mercenaria mercenaria
Lineage: Eukaryota; Metazoa; Mollusca; Bivalvia; Venerida; Veneridae
Product: protein LKAAEAR1-like
Exons: 7
Coding region: 129-635 (168 amino acids)
Source: RefSeq, a predicted model, not a curated record